This is a messenger RNA of Gastrolobium bilobum, 1015 nucleotides long. RefSeq lists its product as uncharacterized. The record is from RefSeq and is a predicted model, not a curated record. The coding region runs from base 118 to 729 and encodes 203 amino acids. Gene Ontology annotation, biological process: positive regulation of protein catabolic process; protein ubiquitination. Gene Ontology annotation, molecular function: protein binding. Lineage: Eukaryota; Viridiplantae; Streptophyta; Magnoliopsida; Fabales; Fabaceae. The transcript has 6 exons.
CAGUCUUGAAAGAAAGGGCAAAGGGAAAGCGGCGUUUCAUUUCAGUCGUAAACGGAUUCCGAAUACUUGAAAAUUUUUCAAAGACAAAUAGGUGGCGGCGGAAGAGAGUGAGGAUCAAUGGCGGUUCCGGGGAGGCGCAAUGGCCUGAACAACGAGGAGGAUGAAGAAGAAGACAACGCCCUUUUUGAAGAAGAAGGUAUCCUCGAAGACACCGAUACUCCUCCUCAUCUUCGUGACCUUUCCGCCGCUGCUCAGCGCGGCGACCUCCACGCCCUCCGCCUCGCUCUAGAUAACUUGACUGGUAGUAUCAAUGAGCCAGUGGAGGAUGGGGAUACAGCUCUUCAUUUGACCUGUUUAUAUGGCCAUUUGGCAUGUGUCCAGCUGCUCCUAGAAAGAGGAGCGGACUUGGAGGCUAAGGAUGAAGAUGGUGCAAUUCCUUUACAUGAUGCUUGUGCAGGAGGAUUUACAGAGAUAGUCCAACUGCUAAUUAACAGAGCUAAUGACUCAGAUCAUAUAAAAAGGAUGCUAGAAUCAGUUGAUGCUGAGGGUGAUACUCCACUCCAUCAUGCUGCAAGAGGUGAGCAUGUUAAUGUAAUUAGGUUGUUGCUGUCUUAUGGCGCGUCUUCCACAAAGACAAACUUAUAUGGAAAGACUCCAACAGAGUUACCUGAGCAGGACACGGAUGCUAGGAGGCUGCUCGAAGCUGCCGCUACUGCAAUGGCAUGCUAAUAGCAUGUUAGUUAGUAUUAGCAUGGUAAUUAGUAGAAAUACUUAAUUUCAUUUUGGUAGAGACGGUACUCUUUUUGGACCAUUUGAUCUGAGUUAUGUAUACUCGUUUCUUGAAGUUCAGAAAUGAUUUACUAGGGAGACACCUUUGUGAAUUUUAACCUUUUUUUUUUUAUAUUUCUAAAUGGAGAGUUAGAAACGAGAAUUCACGGAUCAUUUUUAACCUGGUACGUUUUUCAUUAGUUUGCUUAUUUAAAUAUAUUUACACUUCAGGAUGUAACUGAACUAU